Molecule: messenger RNA, 873 nt
Organism: Mercenaria mercenaria
Lineage: Eukaryota; Metazoa; Mollusca; Bivalvia; Venerida; Veneridae
Source: RefSeq, a predicted model, not a curated record
UCCGGUACUCAGUCGCAAAAUACUGUCAAUCAAACAGCGUUGAGUUCUUGGCUACGGUCAACAGAAAACUUUGGUCCACAGAAUAAGGAGCAUUGGUCAACAACUGAUGAUGCCGCGCAGUCAACCAGAUCAGAAACUUUUUCUAAUAAUUCGGAGUCGGAAGUGGAGGCAGAAACCAACGAUAAUACGGAAGUAGAAACCUUGAAUACAACAGCGUUAUUACUGGAAAUCCGCCGUGAUGUAAAACGAAUGAAUAAAAAAUUUGACUCUAUGGAGAAAUCAGUAAAUGAAUUAAAAAGAGAUAACAAAUCGCUUAAAGCCCAAAACGCAAAAUUACAAAGUGAUGUAGCGUCAUUAUCUUCGAAGUUGAACGAAGUUGAAAGCACGCUUUCAAAUACAACAAGAAAACAAGAGUAUUUAGAAAAACAGAAUAAAAUGAGAAAUUUGAAAUUUUUUAAUAUCCCAGAAAUUGAAAAUGAAAAUACCACGGAUCUAGAAAGGAAGGUGACGGAAACGGUUACAGAGCAGCUAGAUAUUUACGAAGAAAAUAUCUCUUUCGAGUGUGCUUAUCGAUUACCGAGUAAAACUUCACCUAAGCCAAUUCUAGUAAAAUGUUCAAAUCUGAAAGUUAAAGAGCGUAUUUUGAGUUCAUUCCGAGAAAAACGCAAAAGCGACAACACUGAACUGCACUUCCGAAUUGGCGAAGAUUUACCGGAAAGAAUCUUGAGAGCGCGCAGUGACCUUUUUCCAUUUUUUCAGCAGUGCCGCGAAAACGGAAAUGAAGCAUAUUUUAAACAUGAUUAUCUUGUGGUCGAUGGUCAAAAAUACACUUUCGACAAAGAAAGAAAGGUACCUGUUACCUUAAAAAGAUAG